Pieris rapae (cabbage white) is the source of this 4394-nucleotide messenger RNA. It is a transcript of the gene Sec31, whose product is annotated as protein transport protein Sec31A. Gene Ontology annotation, cellular component: endoplasmic reticulum exit site; COPII vesicle coat. Gene Ontology annotation, molecular function: structural molecule activity; protein binding. The transcript has 24 exons. NCBI's taxonomy places the organism in Eukaryota, Metazoa, Arthropoda, Insecta, Lepidoptera, Pieridae. The record is from RefSeq and is a predicted model, not a curated record. Gene Ontology annotation, biological process: intracellular protein transport; endoplasmic reticulum to Golgi vesicle-mediated transport; COPII-coated vesicle cargo loading. Bases 195 to 3872 code for a protein of 1225 amino acids.
AUAUUAAAUGAAAUUGUUAAUAUAAGAUACAAUAUACAAUAAAUAAGACCUAUCUAAGUUACGAAAUCUCACCAUUAGUGUUGUUAAGUUGUGAUACACUUCAAGAAUACCUGUGACAUAAUUUUGUUGUUAUUUUAUUGAAAUCAGGGUUUUACAAAAUUUGGUGCCUUUUAUAGUAGAGUUGGUGCCUUAACAUGAAGCUGAAAGAAUUAAAGAAGACGGUCAACGUGAGCUGGUCGCCAGCGGAGCAAUAUCCGUCGAUGCUGGCUGCCGGCUCCGCGGCUCAGCAAGUCGAUGCCAAUUUCAGCUCCAAUUCCUCAUUAGAACUUUAUUCUUUAAAUUUAGAAGACCUAGGAUUAGAUUUAGAGCUUAAGGCCAGCUUGCAAACACAGCACAAGUUUCAGAAGAUAGUGUGGUCAGGAGCGGGAACAAUAGUUGGUGGCAGCGAUGGAGGCUUGCUUCAAUUCUAUAAUACCGAGAAAGUUCUCAAUAGUUCACCUGAUGCACUUGUUGGAAGCAGCAAUAAACAUAAUGGCAAUGUAUCUGCAUUGGAUGUUAAUCCAUAUCAAAAGAAUUUAUUAGCAUCAGGAGCAUCUGACAGUGAAAUAUUUAUAUGGGAUCUAAACAACACUAGCCAGCCAAUGGCACCAGGAAAUCGAAGUCAGCCCUUUGAACAUGUACAGGGGCUAGCGUGGAAUCAGCAGGUGCAACACAUAUUGGGCUCCACAUUUGCUACAAGGUGCCUUGUAUGGGACUUGAGGAAGAAUGAACCUAUUAUGAAAUUGAGUGACGCGCAGUCCCGCACCCGUUGGCGCAGCGUGUGCUGGCAUCCGGCUGUGGCCACUCAGCUCUGUAUCGCUUCGGAGGACGAUUUGCUGCCGGUCAUACAGCUUUGGGAUCUGCGGUUAGCAGCAUCUCCGUUGGUAACCCUGGAAGGACACAGCAAGGGAAUUUUGGGUCUAUCCUGGAGUCCCCACGAUCCUGACCUACUUCUGAGUGCCGGAAAGGACGGCCGACUGCUAUGUUGGAAUCCUAAUAACACCAAACCGGGUGGAGAACUGGUGGUGGAAGUGUGUCAGCAAGGCCAGUGGGUGAACGACGUGUCGUGGAGUGGCCGCACUGCGGGCGUGUUUGCGGCUGCGGCGGCGGAGCACGUGGCCGUACACUCGUUGCUGGGGGGCUCCAGGCCUGAUCGGCAAAGUCUUCACACGGCCAGCAACAUAAUGGAGUCGUUCGGGGGCGCGGACUCGUUCGCGGCACUCCCGGCCGUGUCCAGGGCGGAGCCCGCCUCGGCGCCCAACCCUCUGCCGAAGCAGCCGCCCGCUUGGCUCAAGAGGCCCAGCGCCGCCAAGUUUGCCUUUGGCGGAAAACUGGUGACGUUUGACAAGUGUCCACAAAGCGAAGAGGGUAGGAGAUUGGUGCAAAUCAGUCAGGUUGUGAGUGAGCCGGAGUUGGUGGAGAAAUCGGUGUCGCUGGAACAAGUUUUAGCUCUCACACUUAGCCGGGAACCACAGGCUGCCAACAGGCUCGCAGAGUACUGCCGCGAGCAAGGAGACGCGUCUUCCGAUCAGCACGAGCGGUACACAUGGUUCUUCCUUCGAGCCAACUUCCUUCCUUCUUUCCGCACUGAAGUGCUUAACUUGCUCGGUUACAAGCAAGACGAAAUCCCAGCGAAGUUCAAAAGUCAAAACGCUGGACACAUCCAAAACGACACAGCCUUUUUGAGCCGAGAAGCUCAAACCCUCAUCGAAAGGAAACUCGCGAACCUCGAUCUAGAAUCCACUGCCACAGAUGUCGUCAUCCCGAAAGGAGAAGAAUCAACGAGUUUGAUUUGUCGAGCUCUGGUCUGCGGAAACUUGGAAGAGGCCGUGGAACUCUGUCUCGACGCGAAGAGAGUGGCCGAUGCGCUUAUUAUCGCUUCUCUGGACAGCCAAGAGCUGGUCUACAAAGUACAGCGAUACCAUUUGAACGCCAACGCAUCAGACCCAGUGUCACUGAUCAGCGGAAGUCUUCUGCGCAGCAAGUGGGAGGGGCUCGUGCGAAGUUCGGCUCCCGAGAGCUGGAAAGACGUCUUGGCCACCCUCGUCACCCACGCAGACACCGAUGUCCUGCCGCACUACUGCGAAUUAUUAGGUGAUAAGUUAUCUGAGGAAUCGGACGUCAACUACAAAAAAGCGGCCCAGCUCUGCUACGUCGUCAGUGCGGCCGGAGACGCGUUAGCCGCGCGGUUAUCGCGCGAGAAACGCGACGUCAACGAUAUAGCAGAGUUGACGAGGCGAGCCCAACUCGCCCUGUUACUAAAAACCGCUGCGGAAACGCGCGGAAGACCAGUGCAGGACGGAGGCAGCUUGACCAGUAUUCUGACGGAGUACGCGGGGCGAUUGGCCUCUCAGGGGUGCCUCCAAAGCGCUCUCACCGCUCUCCAGGGAUCUCCUUCGGAAAUGUACGACCGACUCGCCACCGCGCUAGGGUUGGCACAGAACAGAUUUGCGCAGCAACACCCGCAGCAACAGUUCGCGGGCAGGAGUCGGACGGCGAGCGAACACUCGCAGAAACCUCAGCCGAACACCUUUUUGCCCAACAAUGCGGCGCUACCAUCGAAGCCGGAAGAGCAGUGGCAAAGAGCAUCCAACCCGUGGAACGCGCCAGUGCCAGCUGCGCCUGCGCAAGUGGCGCCUCCUUUGCAGCACUCGCGCCCUGGAAGCGUGGGACCUCAGCCUGGUAUAACAUCUCGCUCCAAAUACAAAGUGGACCCGUCGGUGCAAUCUGCCCCUCUUUACAGUCAAUAUGGCUUCAACAACGCGGUGACGGCUCAACCGCAAUUCGGUUACAAUAGUCCAAUUCCCGACCAAUAUAAUUCCGCCAGUGUCCCUUCACAUAACUUCACCCCCAUCAACCAGCCCAAUCCUAUGAACCCACCCUUGAACCCAAAUGUGCCAUUGAACCAGUCCAAUCAAUUAAAUCCAUCCAUUCCGCUCAAUCCAAAUCCGAACCCCUCGAAUCAAGUGAAUCGACCGGGUCAAACGAAUGGCUACUACGGCUCGCAGGGGGUCAAACCCGCCGCUGCCCCCGUCCCCUCCAAACCGGUCGCCCCCGGAUGGAACGACCCGCCCGUCAUGACCUCUAAGCCUAAGCCAAAGCCAGAAGUCCAACAGCAGGCCCCAAUCACUCAUCCGCUAUUCGGCGUUGAGCAACCUCAGCAUGUCCCGCUCAAUCCGUCACAGUAUCCGGGUCAACAGCAAUUCCCGGGUCAUCAACAAUUCCCGGAUCAACAAUCGUUCCCGGGUCAACAACAGUUCCCAGGUCAACAACAGUUCCCGGGUCAACAACAGUUCCCUGGCCAACAACAAAUUCCAAGUCAACAAUAUCCGGGACACCAGUUACCCGGGCAGCAACAGUUUAAUCAACAACCUUUCCAGCAACAGGGCCAGUUUCCUGGUCAGCAAUUUCCUCAGCAGUAUUCAGAUCAGUAUCAGCAGCAAGCAUAUCAACGGGCGGAAAGUCCAGCGCCGGUGCAGCAGGCUCCCGUGCCGAAAGGCCCUAUUCCGGAGCAGCAUCAGAUUUUGCAGACAAUUUUUGAGCAGUUGAGACAUGACUGCGCCAACAAUGCCACUAGCUCGGUUACGAAGAGAAAACUUCAAGAAAUUCAGAAGAAGCUAGAGAAUUUGUACGACUUACUACGAUUUAAUAAGCUCUCGGAAAGUUCGUUGGGGACGCUCCACUCGUGCGUGCAGUGCGUCCAAAGCGGAGACCUGAACGGCGCUCAGCGUGCGAUCAUGUCUCUGGCCGGAGACGUGGACUUCGCUCUGGUGGCCAGCUUCAUUCCAGCUAUUAAGACGCUCCUGACCUUGGCCGACCAGCAAUCGCGGUAGUUUAGCUUUUUUGGAAUAUUUUGAAUUCAUCUCAAUCACCGAUCGCGAAUGAUUUUCCAUUUCAAAGGAGUCUUAAGGAUUUUCUUGCCUUGAUUGUUAAUUUAAGGCUUGACUGUGAGUGUCACGUUAUUAGAAUUAUCUCAGCUAGUAUUUUAAUUGCUUACAGUGACGAUCUAAACGGAAGUUAAACUAUUGAAUGAUUUGCGCUUUAAGAGUUAUCAAAAUUGUUUGUUCACGAUCACUAAUUGUAUGAAUUGUUUUUUAAAUAAAAUAUAUUAUUUAGUGAUUCUAAAAUUUUAUUAAUAUAUUAAUGUUUUUGAAUAAUGUUUUGCAUCCUACAAUAUUUAUUAAGAUGUGUUUGCUAAAGUUAUGGAAAUAAUUAUAUCUUUGAAGUAUGUAAAAUAACUUAAUAAAAUAUAAUUGUAUUAUAUCCUAAUGACUGUAUCAGAAUGUACAUUAUAAACAGUGUAUACUUAAUUAAGUCUUAGUUAUAUUAUAAAUGAAAUAUAUUUUGAGAAAUUA